Aspergillus tanneri is the source of this 903-nucleotide messenger RNA. RefSeq names its product putative class III chitinase. The record is from RefSeq and is a predicted model, not a curated record. The transcript has a single exon. Bases 1 to 903 code for a protein of 300 amino acids. Gene Ontology annotation, cellular component: extracellular region. NCBI's taxonomy places the organism in Eukaryota, Fungi, Ascomycota, Eurotiomycetes, Eurotiales, Aspergillaceae. Gene Ontology annotation, biological process: carbohydrate metabolic process. Gene Ontology annotation, molecular function: chitinase activity.
AUGCCCCCAAUUCCCUCCUCGUCCUCCUCCUCCCCCCGCGUCGUCUGUUACCAUCAAACCAUUCUCCCCUCUGGCGAAUAUGUCUCGAUGCUGCCGUUGGUGCAACGCCCCACGGGGGUCACACACGUCAUCCUCGCCGCCUUCCACCUGAACGACGACCCGGACCGGCUGACACUGAACGACGAUCCGCCCGACCAUCGCAUGUACGACACACUGUGGACCGAGGUGCCACAGUUGCAAGCUCAGGGUGUUCGUGUCCUCGGGAUGCUGGGAGGCGCGGCGCCGGGCUCAUUCCGCCGUCUAGACGGAUCCCUGGAGACCUUUGAGCGCUACUACCGACCGUUGCUGGCGACGGUGCGACGACACGGGCUGGACGGGCUGGACCUGGACGUGGAGGAGGAGAUGUCACUGGAGGGCAUCAUCCGGCUGAUUGACCGACUGCAGGCCGAUCUGGGUGACGGGUUCCUCAUCACGCUGGCGCCGGUGGCCGCGGCGUUGCUGGGCCUGGGCAAUCUGUCCGGGUUCGACUACCGUGCGCUGGAGCAGCAGCGGGCGGGCAAGAUCGCCUGGUACAAUGCGCAGUUCUACAACGGAUGGGGGGAUCCGCGACUGUAUGUGGCCAUUGUGGCGCAAGGAUGGUCGCCGUCGCGCGUGGUGCUGGGAUUGUUGACGAACCCGGGCAAUGGCUCGCAGGGCUACAUACCGGUGGAGAUGCUGGGACCGAUGCUGGGCCACCUGGUUGUGCAGUUUCCGACCUUUGGGGGAGUCAUGGGCUGGGAAUACUUCAAUGCGCAGCCGGGGGGUCGCUCGAAACCCUGGCAGUGGGCGGCGAUGAUGAUGCUGAGCAUGCAAUUACGAGAGGUUCUCGUGGGUUUGUCAGAGAGGAUCCGAAUUAAUAGAUGA